AUGAAUGUUCGAAUUCGAAGCUCCUGGAUAGCCGGUGUUGCCUGUGUGAUGGCAAUUGUUCCUAUUGCGAUGGGUUUUCCCGACGGAGCUCCGGCGGACACGUGCGUGAAAAGUCGCACCAAUGAGCCAAACCAUGGCGCGGCACGCACCCAAAGCCAAGCCUCGUUACCCUAUCAGGUUACGGCGAGUGGAAACGCGUACGGACCUGGCACACAGAUCCAGGUCACUAUUGAUGGGCGUCAGGAUGUGUUCCGGGGAUUUUUCCUGCAGGCACGGGAUGCGCAAACAAACGAGUGGAUCGGUUCCUGGUAUGAGACGCCGAAUACGAAAACCAUUCCGGAGUGUUCUUCGGUAACGCACGCGGACAAUCGCGAUAAGCAACAGGCCACGUUUGUUUGGCAAGCUCCUCGCGAUCGGCAAGGGCAGGUUUACUUCACCGGCACGAUUGUAAAGAACUAUGGUACGUUCUGGUCUAGCGUGAUUGCGGCUGUACCACAAACGCCACUACAGCUUCAGUUGUUGCAACAGGUUUUUUAA
Anopheles nili is the source of this 537-nucleotide messenger RNA. RefSeq names its product putative defense protein 3. Gene Ontology annotation, molecular function: oxidoreductase activity, acting on metal ions. The transcript is spliced from 3 exons. Bases 1 to 537 code for a protein of 178 amino acids. Lineage: Eukaryota; Metazoa; Arthropoda; Insecta; Diptera; Culicidae. The record is from RefSeq and is a predicted model, not a curated record.